This is a messenger RNA of Loxodonta africana (African savanna elephant), 15455 nucleotides long. It is a transcript of the gene CEP112, whose product is annotated as centrosomal protein 112. The transcript has 24 exons. Lineage: Eukaryota; Metazoa; Chordata; Mammalia; Proboscidea; Elephantidae. The record is from RefSeq and is a predicted model, not a curated record. The coding region runs from base 218 to 2674 and encodes 818 amino acids.
CCGCCUGCUGGGCGGCGGUGGCCCUAGCGGCCCGCAAGGAUUUGAAACCGUUUGGCGGUGGCGGCGGCGGCGGCCGAGCGGAAAACUUGCUGUGGGCGCGCCAGGUUCUUGUUUUCAACCCCCUUCACCCCCAGAGUGGUUGCUGCACCAUUUUGCAUGCCUACCAACCGUGCACAAGAGUUCCUGUUCUCCAUCCUCACCAGCAUUUGACUAGAUUAUGGAAAUGGGAAGUGAAGAAGAAAAAUGGGAGAAGCUGGAUGCAGAAUUUGAUCACUUUGUGGUAGAUAUGAAGCCCUUUGUUCUAAAAUUACCACAUAGGUCAGAACGCCAGAGGUGUGCUCUUUGGAUUAGAAAACUGUGUGAGCCUUCAGGAACUGGUACAGGAAUAAUGGGCAGGAAGAAUCGGAACCUCUAUGCAAAACUGUUACUGCAUAUGCUUAAGCGAGGCGUACUUGAAGGCCCUUUUACACAUCGACCUGAACCAGGAACGCUCAAAACUUUACCUUCAUACAUGUCCAUCUAUUUUGAUGAACCAAAUUCCACACGAGCAAAAGGUCCAAGUCCAGAGAGGUUACCAGCCUGGGUAAUGAGUGAGCUGGGGACAAGUGACCACAAAUUCAGUGAAUCAUGGAAACUUUCUUCUGAAGAUAACACUUUGGUGCAGCCGCCAGCUGAUGUCCGCAGGCGAAUGGAGACCAAUUGCUGUACCUUGGAUGGCCACUUGCAAGCUUUUAAGACCAGUAGGGAACAGUACACUGAGCAGCUCCGAAUGAGAUCACAUUCUGUGAGUCCAGCCUACAGAGAAGAUGGAGAAAAUGUUACCCCAAAGGUUUCUGAAGAUUGUUUGAAAAAAUCUGCUCUUUCUUUGGAUGACAGUGACAUUGAAGCUCGCCUUAAUAGUUGGAAUCUUGGGAUAGAAAAUCCUCGGUAUCUGAGACAGAGGCCUGUCCCAGUUUCUCUGAUGACUCCCAAAUUCAGCCUAAGAAAAUCCAGCAGUUUUCACGAUGAUCAUUUACUCUCUCGAAUGCAUGAGAAAGAGUUGGAUAUGAAGACGAAAAUAGUGGAAGCGAAAUUUCAUGAAGAGAAGCUUAAACUACAACAGAAACAUGAUGCUGAUGUUCAGAAGAUUUUGGACAGAAAGAAUCAUGAACUAGAAGAAUUGAAAACCUUAUACAAGAAAAAACAGAAUGAAACUGAGGAGACUAUUAGAAAGCUUGAAAAGAAAGUUCAGACCCUUAUACGUGACUGUCAGAUUAUCAGAGAGACUAAAGAAAACCAGAUUGCAGAGCUGAAAAAGAUAUGUGAACAAAGUGCAGAAUCUCUGAAUAAUGAUUGGGAGAAAAAGCUUCACAGUGCUGUAGCAGAAAUGGAAAAGGAAAAGUUUGAUCUUCAAAAGAAACACACUGAAAAUAUUCAAGAAUUGCUUGAGGACACAAAUGUACGUCUGAAUAAGAUGGAGGGUGAAUACAUGGCACAGACACAGGCCACAAACCAGAUGGUCAAAGAACUGGAGGCCCGUGUCCAGCAGCUGACUGGAGAAGCUGAGAACAGUAAUGUACAGAGGCAGAAAUUAAUUCAGGAAAAAAUGGAACUGGAGAGAUGUUACCAGAUAACAUGCAAUGAAUUACAAGAAGUAAAGGCAAGGCGCAAUACACUGCAUAAAGAGAAGGAUCACCUGAUAAAUGAUUAUGAGCAAAACAUGAAACUAUUACAAACCAAAUUUGAUGCUGAUAUAAACCUUCUGAAACAGGAACAUGCUCUUUCAGCUUCUAAGGCAUCUGGUUUGAUUGGAGAAUUAGAACAGACCGUCUGUUUAUUAAAAGAGCAGUUACAGGAAUCAGAACAUCAAAGAAUGCAACAACUAAAGGAUCAAGAAAAUAAAUUUCAAAUGGAAAAAAGUCAUUUAAAACGCACCUGUGAAAAAAAGGUUCAUGACUUGCAGGAGGAACUUGAUAAAGAAAAAGAAGAUGCUCAAAAAAAAAUUCGUAAAUUUGAGGAAGCUUUGAAGGAAAAAGAGGAGCAGCUAACUCGUGUGACUGAAGUUCAGAGGUUGCAGGCCCAGCAGGCAGAUGCUGCUCUGGAAGAGUUUAAGAGGCAGGUGGAACUGAACUCGGAGAAAGUCUAUGCCGAAAUGAAAGAGCAGAUGGAAAAAGUAGAAGCAGAUCUAACUAGAUCCAAGUCUCUUCGUGAGAAACAGUCAAAAGAUUUUUUAUGGCAGCUAGAAGAUGUCAAAAAAAGAUAUGAACAGCAGAUAGUAGAGCUGAAGCUGGAGCGUGAGCAGGAGAAGACGCACCUAUUACAGCAGCAUAACGCAGAGAAGGAUAGCCUAGUCCGAGACCAUGAACGGGAAAUUGAAAACCUGGAAAAACAGCUUCGCGCUGUCAGUGUGGAGCACGAAAAUCAAAUUCAAGAGUUGAAGAAACGAGAUGCACAGGUUAUUGCUGACAUGGAGGCCCAGGUUCACAAGCUGAGAGAAGAGCUGAUUAAUGUGAACUCACAGAGGAAACAGCAGCUGGUAGAGCUUGGUCUUCUUCGUGAAGAGGAAAAGCAAAGGGCUGCAAGGGACCACGAGACCGCUGUCAACAAACUGAAGGCUGAAUCAGAGAAGAUGAAAAUAGAGCUGAAAAAGACUCAUGCUGCUGAGACAGAGAUGACAUUGGAAAAGAAGACGUGAACAGCCCUUCUUGACAACUCACUGUCAUCAUUGUGAACAUUUUUGGACCACGUAAAAGAUCCCCUACAAUAAAUACGCCCUACAUUGUCAUUCUAGUUCUCUCUUCUCACUGUUCUUAUAACUCCUCCUCCUCUUUUCAGUUGUCAUUUUGUUCUGGUGGCAGCUGCUUUCAAUUUGGUGACUGAUAUUAUACACCCAGUAACUCAGGCACAGGCCCAAGGGCGGCUUCUAAAUAAUGCAUACGGUUACGACAGUGGGACUCUGACCUCUGGGCAAGUCAGGUAUUAUGUUGGUAGAAGAAAUAGUAGUAAAAUAAAAGUAUAAAACACAUUGGGGUGAUGAGGACCUACAUGACCCUUGCUGCCACUCUAAAAAUUACUUGGACAGCAUCUGUCCUUGGCUAGAUGGGCUAUGGACUGGCCUAGCAUGACGUUAUUCUGUCAAUGACAUAUUGAAGAAACAGUUUAUAUUUUAGAGUGACCACGAGUCCUGGUUUCAAUGCCCGUUUUCUCAGUAUUGUUCUUGACACCCCAUUCACCUCAGAAGUUACCCAGUUUUGAUAAUAAAUUACAUGUUCACCCUAUGUGUAACACAUUUUAAAUAGUUCACAGAGUACUAAUGAUUUUGUUCAUUCAGCCCAGAAUGUAGUUGCCUGAAAUUGGGAAUUAAAAUUCAGAUAAGGGAUUUUUUUAAGUGAUGGUCUCAGAAAUAUAGUUAAUGAAGGAUUAUUAUUUGUUCUGUAUUAAACCGAACAAAAUGAAAUAUGAAUUGAGGUAAUUUUUCCUAAUGUUGACCUUCAAACUCUCUCUAUAUCUCUGCUGGGGGAAAUUUUGACAGUUGAUAUAGUACCUCAUACAUAUGUAUUGAGUGAAUAAUUAGACUUAUUCACAUUAUAUUUGAAGAGGGAAAAUAUGUAUAACUUUUUGAAAAAAAGAAAAAGGUUUAUAAACUUGGAAUACAAAACAGUGUUAUGAGCAUAGAUUGUAUACACAAUUUUCAUAAUUCAAAGAAAACUUUAUAAUUGUGAAUCAAAAUGCAAAGCUUAUCUUAUGUCUACUUAAAUUAACAUUUCUUUUGGCUUCAGUAAACCAGAAAAAUACAUUUUUAGAAAUUACAAGUAAUUAAUCUCAACUCCUUUAAAACAUGCUGAGAGGUUAUUGAAAGAUGGGAAAUUAUUUUGGAUGGGGUUUUGUUUAAUGUUGAAUUUCUUUUAUCUGUGUUAAGUAGCAUCUGUUCUAAAGAAACAAUCUCAAGAUAUUAACGGCUAUUAGCUUCGGGUUAAACAUGUUAAAAACAGAAUCAUCAUUUCUGUCAUUGUGGGUUUGUCUACUUCUAAAAAAAAAUUUUUUUGUAGGAUAUAUUAAAUAAGCCAUAAUUACAAACUAUUUUUAAAUUUACUAAGUAUCACUAAGUGUGUGAAAAUACAGAUUUAACAGAAGUGCUCCAUGACUCAUAAAAGGAUUCUUUUGAUUAGGAAACUACAAAAACACAUUCUGACAUUAAAUUAGUGAAAGUUUACUUAAAAACAGUCAGUGAAUGAAACCUGAUACACUUAAAUAUGACAGUGCUGCCAACUUGCAAUCUGAAUGAUGUAGAAGUUAUUCCAUGAAAUUACCUAUUUGGGGGGAGUAGAGGACAGGGGUUUUGCCUUUUGGUUAAGUCCUGAUGCUUGGUUUAAUAGUGCAAUAAGUAAAUUGUAUUUUGAGAAAACGAUACAAUCCCCAAGUCUUUUACGGAAAGGACCUACUUACUAGAUCCAAGUUCAUUUUGCCUGUACGUUUAUUGCAUCUCGAAAUUUUUGACACGAGUAUGAGAUACUUUUGUCUUCAUCACACAUUUACCACUUUUUUUUCCAUUUAGAAAUUAUGCAUCAUUGGGAAAAGAAAGAGGAACAUUAUACACACUCCAUGAUUCUUCUCUGCUGUAGUCUUCAUUCCUUCAUUUAUUAGUUGAUCCAGUUAGCUAAUGCUGCAUAGCAAAUCUCCACAAAACAUAAUGGCUUUAAACAAAAUUUAUUAUCUCUUAACUGUUUGUGGUCCAGGAAUUUGGGGAGCUGAUUAACUAGGUGGUUCUGGCUUGGGGUUUCUCAUGUGGUUGUAGUCAGAUGGUAAUGGGACUAAGGUCAUCUCAGUCACAUUUCUGGCUCUUGGACAAGGAAAACUCAAACAGCCGGGGCUCCUCUGGCAUAUCUCUCUGUCUCUAUAUGGUCUGUCCAUAUGGCAGUUUUAGAGAAGUUGGACAUCUCCCAUGUUGGUUCAGGACUCCUGAGAUAGAGAGCCAGGUGGCAUCCAUAUCACCUUUUGAACGUAGCCUUAGAAGGCAAGCGGUGUCAUUCCUACCACAUUCUUCCGGUCAAGACAGUCUCAAAGUUCUUUCCCGGUUUAAGAGGAGAGAACAUAGACCCUACCUCUCAGUGGAGGAGUGUCAGCAUCAUAUUGUGAGAAGAGUAAAUGGGGAAGGCUAUAUAUUGAUGUGACCAUCUUUGGAAAAUACACUCUGCCACACUGAUAAAACAUUUGACUGUUGAGUACUGGGCACUGUGAUGAGUCCUGGGAGUAAUAAGAUAAAAAAAACAUGUCAUUCUUCCUUGGAAGGUAGAGCUAGGCCAGUAAGAGGACCAACCAUGUAAGCAAAUACUGUACAAGGGGUAAGUAUAAGAGAAUGGUUAGCUUUGUGGAAGGUGGGCUGUCAGAAGGCUUGAUAGAGGUGAUUUUUUAGUGAAGAGUUGAAGAUAAAGGGAAGAGAGUAGCCUAGAGUGCCUCUCGAUAUCCUAGUUGGGUGACCAAGUAGAUGAGUGGUUUAAGACAUGUUGUGCUGAAGACACCUAUAAAAUAUUCACAUAGAAAUGUUCAGUGGUCAUUUAUAAAUAAGGCUUCCAGGGAAAAUGUUUGUGUUGAAGAUGAAGAUUUGGGAGACAGUAAUUUUGGGGUAGAAUUUGAAGGCCUAUGCAAAAAUUGGCAUAGUGGUUAACAGUUUGGCUGCUAAGCAAAAGGUCAGCAGUUCAAAUCCACCAGAUGCUCCUUGGAAACCCUAUGGGGCAGUUCUACUGUAUCCUGUAGGGUCACAACGAGUUGGAAUUGACUUGAUGGCAAUGGGUUUUUAUACAUGCAUGGAUAAUAUUGCCCAAGGAAAUUUUGUAGAAUAAGAGGAGAAAAGGGAAAGGAUGUAACCCUGUAGAAAACAGCUCUGAGUGUGCUGGGAAGGACGUCAGGGAAAAUGGCAGAGUGAUGACCUGUGAAAAUUCUCUUCUCCAUAAAAGAAAUUAGGAAGCUGGCAAAAAUUGUCAGAAUCAAUUUUUUUUAGAACUCUGGAAAUUAACCAAAGGCUUGCAGCAACCCAGGAAGUGAUCAUUGAAGAAAAACAGCUAAAUCUUGUAAUAACAGCACGCUUUGUGGCAUUUUAACUUGCCCUACUUCCGACUCCUCCCCUCCUCAGCUCUGCAGUAGCCUUGAAAACCAACAGUCAACAAUGGUGAAAACCAGUAGUCUGGUAGCCACCAGAGGGGCCAGAACAAUGUUGGAGCUCCUUCAAAGCCCUAUUUCCAGAGAACUGUUUGACCUGUCUGGUGGUUCCGUACUCACAAGGCUGUCUUUAUUUCACCUGACUUAGAGCUUGCCCAGUGUAAAAAAGCAUUUUCCCUGGGAUAUUUGUCAAAAAAAGAGUAGAGGCAGUCAUUUAAGAUCACAGCUGUAUAAAGUUGUGGAUGAACAGAGAAAAUAAUACAAUAAACCCAAAAACUUAAAAGGAAAAGCUGGAGAAUAAACUGUCCAUAAGGACUUUGAUAAUCUCUGGUAUCUUUCUGGGAUUCUAGAAGGCCGUGCAUAUGGACAGGGCUGUGUGCAUCCUCAGGAAAGACCCGAGAAGGUCCUAAACUCUCACCUCUGGCUGACCUUGAGGCUCAGUGCAAGUAGGAAGUGAAAGCUAAGGCAGAGUUGUAAUCUGCCUGGCUGAGUGUUGAAGACGCACACUAACAUGCACACAGAACUCUAUGAUGACAAAUAGAAGACUUAUUGGUUUCAGAAAUUUAAGGAAAUCUCUGUCCAGUCCAUUUAUAGGAAAUGUUCAGAAUAGGCAAAUCCAUCAAGACAGGAAGUAGAGUAGAGGUUUUUAGGAGCUGAGGGGAGGAGGGAAUAGGGAGUGAUUAUCAGCUGGGUACAGAGCUUCCUUUUAUGGUGAUGAAAAUAUCCUAUAAUUAUACAGUUGUGUUGGUUACACAGCCCUGUGAGUAUACUAAGACCACUGAAUUGUGCACUUUAAAGGGGUGAAUUUUAUGGCAAAUGAAUUGGAUCUCAAUUUUUUUUUAAGUGGGCUGGGGAAGAAGAAGCUGUUAAGAAUAUGGAGAAGUAUAUCAAGAGGUGGUAGAACUUGUGAGAGCUGAUUUCAUAUCCAGAAGAGCGCAAGUUUCUUUUCCCUAGUUUUGGAAGAAUUACAUAAUUCACCCAUAGUUAUCUAGAUAUCUUGAUACAGCUCCUUUCUUUUGUUCCAGUUGUGCUCCAAAAAAUAUACCAAAACUAAAUAACUUUGAACAAAGAAUUACUGUAGAAGAAAAUCAGUUUGUGAAUGUGUCAGUAUGUGGGUGCCAAUAUGUUUGUGAUAGAAAGCUAGGUCAUGUGUAAAUGAUUCAAAAGCAGUUGUUUCCUUUUGUUUGAAGUUUCUGAUUUGCCGUAAUGUGGCUUUUUUCUUCAGAAAUAGAUGUAAGCUGGAAUAGGCUCAUUUCACUUCCUGUCUGUCCUUAACUGUUGUAGUUACGUAGGACUUUAAACAAAGGUCCUAACCCACUGGCAGCAGUUCUCCUUGACUACUGCCACAGUUAUCUGCUCUGUUCUUCUGGUUCAUUCUCCAUGUUGCCAGGGGAGUCCUCUUCCCAACUGUGUUGUUGUGUUUGUUGUUAGGUGCUGUCGAGUUGGUUUCUACUCAACAACCCUGUGUACAGCAGAACAAAACGUUACCCAGGCCUGCACCAUCCUCACAAUAGUUGCUAUGUUUGUGCCCGUUGUUACAGCCACUGGAGCUCUAAUCAUUUCACUGUUUGCUCACAAACCUCUAAUGGAUCCCCAAUGCAUCCAGAAUAAAAUCUAAAUUCCUUGAUGUGGCUAAAACCCAGAAUUUUUGGCCAUGAAGCUGAAGUUGAGUGGGAGAGGACAAGAGAGUAGAUAAAACCCGUAAUGAGGUAUGUCUGGAUAAGGUGGAGGGAUUAGUGCCAGACUAUGCACCCAUCUCCCUACCCUGCUAUUGGGAGCUUAUUGUCUAAUCUGUCAAUACAGAGUUUUUUCUACUGAUAAAUAUUCCUAACGCUCUUCUGUUGACGCCACAAAUUUUGUUUCAAAAGUGGGAGAGAAAAGAAAAUGUGCCUGCUGAGGAAACGGUGCAUAGAAAACUUUUUCUUUAUUUCAUCUCAAAAUAAAGGGGAUGCAACAGUGGAAAAUUAAAUACUACAUCAUAUUUAAUCUUUGUAGACCAAGUGGAGGAGAACAGCUUUUGAGUCUAUCUUGGGGUAAAACAUUUAUAUUAUACCUUUGUCCAGUCAUGGAAACUUAAGCAGUUAGUUGCUGCCUAUUUGACUAGUAAAUUAUUUAGUUCAAUCUUUUUUUUUUUUGUAUUUAAAUAUUUUGAAGGCAUGUGGCCAUUAAUAAAGAUUAAGAGUUCAUUAAAGCACUCCAGAACAAAUUCUGGUUCAUAAACAUUUGCAUGUCUAAUUUUAUUUAUCUGUAUUUUUUGGUGAAUGGAAAACCAGUCAUGUCAUUUAUCAGAAAAGCACUUCAAGAAUUUUAGUAACUUUAGAUUCUAAAGCAAUUAACUGUAAACUUUCCAAACAAGAGACAGUGAAAAUUCUUAGAAUUUUUUCAAGUUCUGUUCUGAGAUUACAGUAAUAGAGAUGAGUGCUUGUGACAAAUGACAGGUAUUAAGCAUGUCAAGAGGCUGGUUCAGAAUGAGUGCAAGGUUAUGUGCAAAUUAAACUAAAGUCAGCAAUGGCUAGAACAUGGAAUACCAGUGAGUGCCCUCCAUAACCUAGGUCUACCAUGGAUUUUAGCCUGUGUGAGUCAGUCUUUUCAAAUAACCCGCAGAGAGACACUGGAAACACAGAGUUUCUGAACCUGCAAGACUAUGGAUCAGAUUAUGAUCCACAAUGGACUCAGAAAGUUAGAUGAUACCUCCUGGAUGGUGUCACAAGAGGAGCUUCAGUACCAGUCUUUCCUAACAAUACAUUAACUUAGAUAAGAUUUGUUCAUUCAGAUGCCUAUAAGAAGAUAUUAAGUUUUAAAUUCUUGAGGUUAUGAAUAUAUAGUUUAUCUUUUAAAACAGAAUAUCCUGAAUUCACAGUAAGGAAAUGACUCUCCAUUGAUCGGGGUCAUAGAGCUACCAAUUUCUAAGGAUCCAAGGUGUAGGGGUAGUGCUGGAAAACUAGUGAGAUUCCAGAGGGAACCUGGAUGACCUGCAGAUGCAGCCAGACCACAUCUCUGAGGUCCCACACUCACACGCUGCCCCCUCAUCUCCAGAGGUGCUGAGAGUGAGCUGUAAGCAUCUCCCAGUAUCUCCUACUUUGACCAGGUGCAUGCAAGACCCUCAGACCCAAGUGCAGCCUCCCCCCGCCUCCAGAACCACCAUGAUUCUCUUCAACAAGCAUCCUUUCUCUGGGCUUUCUGGAUCAAGAACAAGAUUGCUUUCAAUAUGAUCAUCAGGCCAAAGAAGAUCUCCACAAGUGGAUAGAAGAGGUGACCAGUAUGAGCACUGAAAGCAAGUUUCAGUUGGACUGAAAAGAUGACUUAAUCCUCUAUAAAGGUCAAUGAGUCUUCCUUGAAGUGGCUGUUUCUUCCUUCCUAAGCUAUUCAGGUUUAUGGUCUGAAGCCACUGGAAAUUUUUGAAGCAAGUGAUAUUUUUGAGACUGAAAACAUGACCCAGGUCAGCACUAUCCUGACAUUGGAUUCAGUACACAGAAAGACAAAUUGGGCAUUUUGAUAAAGAAAAAUCAUAAGCUGAACACAAUGUAAUUGACUUGCAGAUGGAUAAACAAAUGUGCUAGCCAGAUGGAUAUGGCAGUCUUUAUCAUCCCAAAUUGCAUGCCAGUAAACUUUUUGAGUAGACUAGAGUAAGCCACCAGACAGGCACUGACUAGCAAAUGAACCAGGGCUUGGAUGUUAGCACAACAGGUUCCAAAAGAGACAUCUGUGUUCAGAAGCUAAAAGUACAGUCAGUGGACACGUCAGUUGUAUAUGGGCUUAGAUGGAAAAUAUAAGAUCGCAAAUGUUAUGCUGCUCCAGAAAACUGGCCACUCCUGAGAGAAGCCAAGGAAUAGGAACAGAGAGACUUGGUGUCAGUGGUAGUGACCAUCGGGAAUAAUACCCAGAUGAAUAGCAAGGUGCAUCCAAGAUGACUGUCCAAGAGGCUAUCAGUACGGUGAUCAAGACAUUAGCAUUAAAGAUCUGUGCAUUUUUAUAAUCAUCUUUAACUGGUAUUUUCAAGCUAUAUGAGGUUUUUGGGUUGGUUGGUUGGUUGUUUUGGUAUUGUUUAAAUCUGAUUUCUACCUAGAAUUUAUUUACAUAUCAAUGUUUCUAUAGCAUUUUUUAAGGUAAUGAUCAGUGUGUGCAAAAAAGGUCCUGGGUCAUUUUCUCAUUUCAGUUCAGCAAACAGCAGUGGUUGCUUUUGCACAAAAUACUGUGCUAAACUCUGUAAGGGAUUCAAAGAAGGCUCCUGUGUUGAGGACUCAUAGUCUAGUAAAGGAAGACACAUAUAUCCUUAACUCUACUUCAAGGCAGGCUUUUAUAGAUGCCAUCAGAGAAGCACACAGCACUUUAGUAAUGAAGGUAGGAGGCUGAAUUAACAAUUCAGGGGGGUCUGGGAAAACUCUUUGGAAGAGAUGUGAUUUUAACUGGUUCUUCUAGGCUGGGUUAGAACAAGGGGCAAAGGCAUUCUAACUGGUGGGAGCAGCCUGAGCAAAGGACUGCUUAGAGGCUCAGGCCAUGUUUAGAAGGUGGACCCGUGCAGCCAGAGCAACCUCUAUAUAAAACAGAUAAAUAAGAGCUAAUUACCAAAGUGUGAAGGACUUCGAAUGCCUAAGUCUAGAGUUUAGACCCUUAUUCUUUAUGCAUUGGGAGCCAUGGAAGGUUUUGGAGUGGAAUGAAAUGAUAGACUUUAGGGAAAUAAUUCUGGUAUAUCACUUGUAGAGAACCACAAGAUGAUCUGGGGUUUUGGAGUUUGAAUCCCUGCUUCACAGCCUACUGACUUCAAACAAGUUGCUUACUCUCUGAGCCUUAGGUUACACAUUUGUAAAAUGGGGAUAAAACCUCAUUUGCAGAGUUGUGAUUAAAUGAGGUAACUAUGUAAAGCACGGAGCACAUAGUAAAAAUUCAUUAAAUAAUACUGCUUUUAAACAGAGUAACCAACUUUUAAGGAUCUAAGUAGUUCAGGGAAGCAGUAAUAAUGUGAUUUUGAGCUUGUGCUGCAGAGUGAGACUGAUCCAGCAUAAAAUCCCAGCACCCAUUCUUUACUAGCUUUGUGAAUAGGGAAGUUUACCAAGUCACAAUGUCCUCAUCUAUAAAAUGAGGAUGGUAAUCCCAACACAUAGGUUAUGUGUUCAUUAAAACGUGUAUGUGUAAAACGGCUUUGUAUGCCUGGCAUGUAAGGACAAAAGCAAGCACAGCUUUCAGAGCAGAGAAUUCAUUCAUUCUUUCACCAGAUGCUUGCUGAAUACCUGCCAGGUACUGUUUCUUGCACUUGGAGUACAUCAUUGAACAAAACCUAGUUAAGUCCUACCCUUGUGGAUCUCACAUUCUAAAUGAUCAUUCUUACUCUUAUUGAAAGGGAACACUGAUUGAAAGACGAUUGCAGUUGUCUAGGGAAACGACAUGGAGGUUUGGAGCUAGGGCAGUGGGAGUAGAAAGGGUAGACCUGGCUGGGCGUAGAUAGAAAGCAAAGGGGAAAAUCAAAGAGAUGUCCAAGGUCCUCGUGCUGUUGCCCGAGAGAUGGAGCACAGGGGAAAAAGCACAUUCAGAAGAGGAGAUAAUGGACUCCAGUCUAAAAAUUUUAAUAGCAUUGGAAUGUCCACCUGGAGCAUUCUAGCAGGUAGUGGGAAAAUUUUUCUGAAGUUAGAGAGGUUGAGAAUACUGAAGAACACUUGGGAGUUUCCUAUAGGUAACUGGUGACCCUUAAUAGACCAAUUUCAGUAAAGCGGUGGGGUGCAGAAGACUCAGAGGAGAGAGUAGAAAUUACAAGUACAGACCAUUUAAGAGCGUUACUCAGCAAAGGAAGACAAAAAAGUAGCUUGAGACAAUGGUGUCCUCAGAAGUAUACGAAUGGGACAAGGGGAAGGAGCCAUUGGAGAGAGAGAUGAUUUGUUCUUUUAAUGAAUGUUUACCCUGUCUUGCUGUUUGCAAAAAGAGACAGGUACAGCCUUAAGUGAGCUUGCCCUUCAGUGGAGGACUGUAUACUCUCCACUAGACAGCAGGGAUUUUUGCCUGUUUUGUUCCCUGCUCUAUCCCUAGUGACUGGAAGAGUGCCUAGCUUAUAGUAGGCAUUCAGUAAACAUUGAAUAGAUGAAUUAAAACUUUCAGCUGAAAGACAUCUAAAUUAUUCAAGAAAAGUACCAUUCUUUUCGGUUCAUCACAAGUAGUUCUUUUGUAAAACCACUGCACUAAGCUAUGGUGUGUGGGGCGGGGAGACUUACAGAGAGUUGAUGUAUAGGUCAAGUCAAAGGAAUAAGAAUAAGGUACAAUGAAGAGGCGGAGCCAAGAUGGCGGAAUAGACAGAUGCUUCCAUCGAGCCCUCUUUACAACAGAGACCUGAAAAAACAACUGAAACGAGCAUAUUUGUGACAAGCUGGGAGCCCUGAGCAUCGAAGGCAAGCUUAGACAACGAACUGAGGAGCAGGGGAAGAAAGAGACCAUUCAGAAGUGGAGAGGAGUUCCCGGACCUGAAUCGCGGGGAGGCCUCAGGCACCAUUCCCGGAGCAGCCACUGCGACAGCAGGCUGGCACUAGCGUUUGGCUGCAGUUUCCUCAGGGAGAAGCAGCCAGCCACACAGCCCACUCACACCUCCGGAACCUGAGCAGAAGGGAGAUCUCAGCAAAAGCUAAGUACUUGCCUAUAUUUUACUGCGCCCCCAACCCAGCCUCAGCGGCUGAAUCCCUAGGCCUGAGAUAGACCCUGGUGAGCACCUGGAGCCGUCCUCCCAGCCUCGGGGAAGGAAAAAAUUUCCAACCGGGGGAAAAGAUAAUUUGCUAGCUCCAUUAACUGGGGGAGCUCAGGACAGAAGCGGCUCCUGUCCAGGCAUAAACGGUUCGUGGACCUCGAACACCUUUCCCUUCUGCAUGGACCUGUGUGGGCCUAUUUCGGGAGAAUAGGCCCUUGUAGGCAAACUCCAACCAUUUCAGUGGUGCGGUGGAGAGGUGGGUGUAUGAAGUUUGACAUUGCUUUGCCUGUUAAACAAGGUCCUCACCUACCCACAACAGGGACCUAAGGACUGGUGGCUCCACUCAGGUCACACAGCCACCCCCGACGGGUCCAGGGAUAACUGGUACCUCCCAAUUCUUAUCACAAAAUCUUUGGGUGCCCAUGGUCCCUCUGCAGAGCCCACCCACCACCACGCUCUAGGGAACAGAGACGCGUUUUCCUCAGAGACACUUGGGGGUUGGUUCUCAGCCCCCUGCCUUGUUCAGAGCAUGACCCCCUGCUGCAAUCAGAUACCGGUAUAUACGCCAAUCACCCCUGCCCCUCUAAGACUAUAGGACAGAGCCUGUACCACACACUUGAUAUCAGCUACCUGGAAACCUGAGCUGAAUUCAUCCAAGAAAACUGAAUGGACUUCUAGACUGAUAUACCUGAUAACAGCUCUAGCCAGCUGGGGACAGGACACCAGAGCUCCAAAGGCAAAAAUAAUCAAGCUAGCUCACUCAAGCAACCCAUACGGGUAUACCAAAACAAAACAAAGCAAGCAGCUAUGACACAGUAAGCAAGCAUAACCUAAUACAAUAACUUAUAGAUGGCUCGGAGACUACAGUCAGUAUCCAGUCACAUAAAGAAACAGGCCAUGAUCACCUCAACAGGCUCUCAAAACAAAGAAUCCAGGGAUCUUUUAGAUGAAAGUGCAUUCCUGGAAUUACCAGAUGCAGAAUACAAAAGUUUAAUAAGCAGAACCCUUCAAGACAUCAGGAAAGAAAUGAGGCAAUACACAGAACAAGCCAAGGAACACACAGAUAAAGCAACUGAAGAAAUUACAAAGAUUAUUCAGGAACAUAAUGAAAAGUUUAAUAAGCUGGAAAAAUCCAUAGACAGACAGCAAUCAGAAAUUCAGAAGAUUAACAAUAAAAUUACAGAAGUAGAAAACUCAAUAGAAAGUCAGAGGAGCAGAAUUGAGCAAGUAGAAGCUGGAAUUUCUGAACUCAUAGAUAAAUCACUUGGCACCAAUAUAUUUGAAGAAAUAUCAGAUAAAAGAAUUUAAAAAAAUGAAGAAACCUUAAGAAUCAUGUGGGACUCUCUCAAGAGAAAUAAUCUACGAGUGAUUGGAGUACCUGAACAGGGAGGGAUAACAGAAAAUACAGAGAAGAUUGUUGAAGAUUUCUUCGCAGAACACUUCCCUGACACUGUAAAAGAUGAGAAGAUAUCUAUCCAAGAUGCUCAUUGAAUUCCACAUAAGGUAGAUCUUAAAAGAAAGUCACCAAGACAUAUUACAAUCAAGGUUGCCAAAACCAGAGAUAAGGAGACAAUUAUAAGAGCAGCGAGGGAUAAAAGAAAAGUCAUCUACAAGGGAGAGCCAAUAAGAAUAAACUCAGACUACUCAGCAGAAACCAUGCAAGCAAGAAGGCAAUGGAAUGACGUAUUUAAAAAAUUGAAGGAAAAAAAUUGGCUGCCAAGAAUCAUAUAUCCAUCAAAAAUGUCUCUUAAAUAUGAAGGUGAAGGUAAGACAUUUCCAGAUAAACACAAAUUGGGGGAAUUCAUAAAAACCAAACCAAAACUACAAGAAAUACUAAAGGGAGUUCUUUGGUCAGAAAAUCAAUAAUAUCAGGUAUUGACCCAAGACUAGAACACUGGGCAGAGCAACCAGAAGUCAACCCAGACAGGGAAAUCCAAAAAAAAAAAAGGCAAGAUUAAAUAAAAAAAACAAAAGGCCCAAACAGGGUAACAGCGAUGUUAUUAUAUAAAAGAAGGCAACAUUAAUAAAGAGGGACUAAGAAAUGUAAUCAUACACCUUCCAUAUGGAGAGGAAGAUACGGUGAUACAAAGAAAUAAAAGUUAUAAAUUUCGAAAAAUAAGGGUAAAUAAUAACGUAACCACAAAGGAGACAAACUAUCCUACUCAUCAAAAUAAAAUACAAGGGAAAAAUACAGACUCAGCAGAAACAAAAUCAACAACAACAAAUAUGAGGAAAGGACAAUAUAUAAAGAAAAUCUACUCAGCACAUAAAAUCAAGUGGGAAAAAGAAGCUGUCAACACAAAAAAGACAUCAAAAUGAUAGCACUAAAUUCAUACCUAUCCAUAAUUACCCUGAAUGUAAAUGGACUAAAUGCACCAAUAAAGAGACAGACAGUGGCAGAAUGGAUUAAAAAACAAGAUCUGUCUAUAUGCUACCUACAAGAGACACACCUUAGACUUAGAGGCACAAACCAACUAAAACCCAAAGGAUGGAAAAAAAUACAUCAAGCAAACAACAAUCAAAAAAGAGCAGGAGUGGCAAUAUUAAUUUCUGAAAAAAUAGACUUUAAAGUUAAAUCCAUCAGAAAGGAUAAGGAAGGACACUAUAUAAUGAUUAAAAAGACAAUACACCAAGAAGAUAUAACCAUAUUAAAUAU